Phytomonas sp. EM1 is the source of this 2754-nucleotide messenger RNA. NCBI's taxonomy places the organism in Eukaryota, Euglenozoa, Kinetoplastea, Trypanosomatida, Trypanosomatidae. The record is from the annotation of a GenBank genome assembly.
AUGUUGAUGUCUGAACAUUAUCUUCCUAACACCUUAGUUCCAACAUCCAAUGUGGUAGAGCGGAUUAGCGUGGGCCCACCGCUUCCAGACCCUUUGCCUGCAAACCGCAAGAUCGUUUCCCAUCCGCCCUCACCAACGGGUGGAAUCUUUCAGAAUAAGGCUCGGGCGCCCAUCAUGACGCCCUAUCCGAAUGUGGCGGGUGAUGCUGAGCAAAAACCUCGUGUGCUCAAGGAACCUAGCGAAGAAGGUCUCUAUACCAAAUUCCAUGCGAAAUCCAGAGGCCGAGUAGCCGUCCAUGGGGAAGUCUCUAAUGCGGAAGACAGCAGCAGAAGUACCCCGCUAGCUCUUCUACCGAACACGCCCAAGAUCGUCAUGUUUAGUACAAAUUUCAACCAACCCCGCGAGGCCAAUAAGUCUAGUAAACACCUCACACUGCAGGGAGCCUCUGGUGAAACCCUUGACGAACCACGAAGUAACCGUCGAAAUCGUCGUAAAAAGCAUAUACAUAACCGAAGUGACUCUGCCAAUAAUCAAAAUAGUGAGAUGUCAGCUCUCAUUCCAUCCUGUUUGAGCUCUUCACUCGGUUUGGACCCUGCCAGCCUUGCGGACAAGUCAAGCCCGAAAGCUAUUGGCAUCACUAGCUCUGAGAAUGGCCCCGAUUGUCAUCCUCUCUGGCCAACGCUCUACGUGAAUGGGGGCAUUGAUAACAUCGGGCUGCCGCAGGCGUUGCAAGUAUCUCGCUGUCCUAAUUUGUACUCCCCGGGAUGCACGAAUAAUAGCAGUCGUCCCUGCCAAAAUAUUGCUUCGUACAACUCACCAACCAAAUCAUGUGGUGUGUGCGCCAUCACCCCCCUUAGCGAUAUCAAUUGUGCCACGAACAACAAAUUUUCCUCCCACGAAACCAACAGUCAGCUGCUUACGAGCUUUUCAACAUCCACUGCCGAUUACACGAGUGGGUUCAAUAGUGCCCCUCAGGAGGAGUUUGGCAGGAGCUGCUCCUCUGCUCAUAUUCAGGGAUCUUUUCAAACGAAGCUAGGGGAUGAUGCGUGCGGCGUUGUGUUAGCCAAUCCCACCAAGGAUACCCCUACAGAUAGGGGGCUUGGUCUGCGUGUUCGAUUGAACCACAAGGCUCUCAUUGGUAAAGGUAGCUACGGAAUGGUUUUUCAGGCGAUGGUUCUCGACACCAACAGUGUUAUCGCGGUGAAGGAAAUCCCGAUCGGCAACUCACUGAGGUCUUCACACCGCUCUCUUGAGAGCGAUAGUAACUGCCGCCACAGCUGUGGACCUGCCGCUGAAGGUGAGCUUGAGAGAGAGGUAGUCAGGGCAUCCUCCAUGCCAUUGAAUGUUAGGAAGUUGCCUAACUCCUCGCUGAACAGCAACAACGUUGAUUUCCAUGGCAAAUUGAAGUCUGUGUGUAAGGAGUUGUCACUGAUGCGGCAACUGGAUCACCCUAACAUUGUUAAGUAUCUUGGCGAAGAAAUCGAUGACUCUUGUAUUCGUAUCUACAUGGAAUACGUCUCGGCUGGGAGCAUUAGCUCCCUUCUACGCACCUUCGGUUCUUUUCAGGAGCGACAGGUGGUGAACUUUACUCGACAGAUUCUCCGGGGCGUCGCCUACCUGCACUCCAAGGGGAUCGCCCACCAUGACCUGAAGGGAGACAACCUACUCGUGGAGCCAAGCGGUACGCUUAAGUUGGCGGACUUCGGUACCGCACAGGAGAUUCACGCAAAGAAACGCGGCAGAAAAAUCGCCGGCACGGCGUACUUCAUCGCACCUGAGGUUGUUACUCAGGGCGCCUCGAGCUUCGAGUCUGACAUCUGGUCCGUGGGUUGCUGCGUGAUUGAGAUGCUGACGGGCGUGGCGCCGCUAUCCCAUCUUGCCACAAAGUACUCCGUGAUGAUGAUGCUUGCCGAGUCCAGCGAUGAUCUCUUCAAGCACUACAUUCCGAAGGAUCAUAAUUGGUCGCUUGAUGUGGUUGAUUUUCUCAUGCAGUGCCUGCAAUGGGAUCCGGCCAAGCGACCGUCGGCGGAGCAACUUCUUAAUCACCCUUGGCUGAUGCAAGCACCAGCAGACGUCAACCCCCCUGACACCUGCGCUACGGAUGGAUCGCAUAUCCUGACGCUAAUGUGCAAGCCCACGUCCAUCCCUUCGCCAAGCGGCAUGCCGGACCAAUACAUGGAUGCCAAAGCGGGUGGCAUCCCUAGUACGGUUUCUCCCGUCAUGCUUAGCAUUGAUCCUGGCAAGAAGUCUACCUCUCACCAAAGGGAUGGCAGCAGGAGGCCGUACCGAGAUAAAACAAAACAUCAGAAAGAUCUCCCAUAUCAGACAAUGAUCUCUCUGGCAGAUUGUACGCCGUCGGAAACGAGCCAAAUCAUCACCAAAGUCAAUCCACCUUCCCUAUCAGCGUCCGCUACCUCGGAUCCUCGGAUCCCGAGUUGCUCAAGUCAACCCAUUCUACGGCAGACAAAUUGCGACGACAAGCCACCCAGCAGGCUAUGCCACACACAAGCGAAGAUUGCCGUCAAGACAGAUGAUUCGACGAGCAGGGUAGCCCCGUCCCCGAUGCGAUCGUUCCUGCCAACUAUUAACAGCGCCGUCCCUUCUACCCCAUCCUCUAUGAUGUUCAAGAAGCAGCCGGACACCCCUCCAGUUAUUCUUGACCACACCGCGAAGCCUCGCAGGUGUGCGGAUAAGGAGAUGGGUGUUGUACCGAGCGAUAUCCCCAUCGAGUCCCUGUUGGGCGUGAAGAAGUGA